GGGCGGGGCGGCUGUGAAGGGCUAGGGCGGGCAGUGGCGGCGGCGGCUGCAGAGGCCACUGUGGCGCUGACUCGGUGGCCGGCGGGCUGCUUGUGUCCUCUACCGGCGUCUUCGCUGGCCUCGCACAGCUCGGGCAGCGGCGGGCCGGGGCCCUCAGCCUGCCAGUGAGCUGCGGCGGGCACACCCGGGAGCGGCGGCGACACCGGGCAGGUUAGAGUGGGGGCAGGGGGCGGGCGCGGGAGAAGCCCAGAGUCAGAGAGGGAGCUCGAGCCAGGCCGUGUCCAACCAUGUCCGACGAGGCAUCGGCCACCACUUCGUACGAGAAGUUUCUAACCCCUGAGGAACCCUUCCCGCUCUUGGGACCCCCUCGCGGGGUGAGCACCUGCCCCAGCGAGGAGCCGGGAUGCCUGGACAUCAGCGACUUUGGCUGCCAGCUGUCGUCCUGCCACCGCACCGACCCCCUCCACCGCUUCCAUACCAACAGGUGGAACCUGACUUCUUGUGGAACAAGCGUUGCCAGCUCAGAAUGCAGCGAGGAGCUAUUUUCAUCAGUUUCUGUUGGAGAUCAAGAUGAUUGCUAUUCCCUAUUAGAUGAUCAAGAUUUCACUUCUUUUGAUUUAUUCCCUGAGGGGAGUGUCUGCAGUGAUGUCUCCUCUUCUAUUAGCACUUAUUGGGAUUGGUCAGAUAGUGAAUUUGAAUGGCAGUUACCAGGUAGUGACAUUGCCAGUGGAAGUGAUGUACUUUCUGAUGUCAUACCCAGUAUUCCAAGUUCACCUUGCCUGCUUCCUAAAAAGAAAAACAAGCACCGGAAUUUAGAUGAACUUCCUUGGAGUGCAAUGACAAAUGACGAGCAGGUGGAAUAUAUUGAAUAUCUGAGUCGUAAAGUCAGUACUGAGAUGGGACUUCGAGAGCAACUUGAUAUUAUUAAAAUAAUUGAUCCUUCUGCUCAAAUCUCCCCUACAGACAGUGAGUUUAUUAUUGAGCUUAACUGUCUCACCGAUGAAAAACUGAAGCAGGUCAGAAACUAUAUCAAGGAGCAUAGCCCUCGCCAACGGCCUGCAAGAGAGGCCUGGAAGAGAAGCAACUUUAGUUGUGCAAGCACCAGUGGAGUGAGCGGUGCCAGCGCCAGCGCCAGCAGCAGCAGUGCCAGCAUGGUCAGUUCUGCAAGCAGCAGUGGGUCCAGUGUUGGAAACUCUGCUUCAAACUCCAGUGCCAACAUGAGUCGAGCACACAGUGACAGCAACCUGUCUGCAAGUGCAGCAGAGCGGAUUCGGGAUUCAAAAAAGAGAUCCAAGCAGCGGAAGUUACAGCAGAAGGCCUUCCGCAAGAGGCAGCUGAAAGAGCAGAGGCAGGCCCGGAAGGAGAGGCUCAGUGGGCUCUUCCUUAAUGAAGAAGUGCUGUCCUUGAAAGUGACUGAGGAAGACCAUGAAGCAGAUGUUGAUGUUUUGAUGUAAUAAGGGUGAAUUCAUCAGCAAUCUUUCUAAGCAUUGAAGUGUUGUGUCCUCCUUGGUUUACAUGCAUCAUGACCAAAAUUCUGGUUAGGGCUGUGCUGAUGUACCAUUAAUAAAUUAGGUCAGUGGUUCUCAGUGGGUGGUCCUGGGGCCUGCAGCUUCAUCACCACCUGAGAAGUUGUUAGGAAUGCAUACUAUUAGGCCCCACCCCACAUCUAGUGAAUAGCAAAACUGAGGGGGAGAGGCCCAGCUGUUUUUAACCAGUGCCAGGUUAUUCCGAGACACACUCUGGUUUAAGAACCACUGGUUUUGGUAAAUGUUUUGAAUAUUUGAACUUUGUGGUGGUUAAGUGGGCUUUUUCAAAUACUAGUACUUUCACAGUUCAGAGGAUUUCAAGGUACUGCUGACAAGUAGUUUGUCAGUGUAUGUACUUGGAGCUCACAAUUCAGAUUCCUUCUUCAUAUUAUGAUUUCUUUGUUUAUUUUUUCUAAAGGGCCAUAGCACAAUUCCCAGUUCCUGGUGGAAGUCUCUUUUGAAGUGUGGGCAAGGUGUAGAUUGCUGUUUACAAUAGUGCCUUCUUUAGCUUUAGUUCUAUUUCUUUUCAUUAACUCAAAGGUUUGAAAACAGGCCCUAAUCUUUUUCCUGUUCAAUUUGUUUUUGUUUUCCAUUUUUUAUAAGUGCUGACUACUGAGAAGAUCAUGUUGUUACUAAGAACUAAAAUUUUAGAUUUGAUGCUAUGUUAAUUAAUAUUAAAAUGGAGAAAGCAAUCAGACAAAAAGCCAAUUCUGCUUGUCCAUUGCUUUCUGAAGUUUUAGGCUGUAAAAUUAUCUCAAAAGCAGAAGACCAAUAUCUUUCUCCCUCUCCCUCUCCCUCUCCCUCUCCACCUCUCACCCUCUCUCCCUCUCUCCCUAUCCGUCUCUCUGAUUCUUUUUGUAGGUCAUUUUUUUUUCCAGCACAGCUCUAAUUUUUAAAUAUUUGGUAUAAAUCUUUUUUUCUGGUAUGUGAACAGGUUACUGUUCAACAUUAACUGAUGGAAAUCCUUAGAGUUUUGCUAAACUUCCCUACAAAUUGCUAGAAAUAUACAGAGCAGCAAGAUAUAGAAAACACUGUAGCCUGUUGGUUAUUAAUAGAACUCUAAAUUUACUUCAAAUGUUUGCAUAGAGAGAUUGCUAUUAUGAAAUCAGAAAUAGUGUGAUCCCUUUACUUCUGUCAUGUGCCAUUGAAUGUUCACAUGUUCAAAGAUGGAAAGUGAUACUACUGACAAUCAAGCUGCUUUCCAACUGUCAUAAAUUGUUUUUAUUGUAGAUAACAUUAGAGAGUCAUUUUCUGUAGGAAGAGUUGUAAUCAGUAUUUUUAAAAACUAUAUAGUCCAGAGGUAAGUAGGAUUUCUACUCUUUUUAACUUUGUGUUGUAGUCAGGUAGCUCAUUAAGAAAAAUAAUCCUGAUUUGCAUUGUUAAUUCUCAGUUGGUAUGAAGACUUAAACCUUUACAAUUCCAUGUUUUGAAAUUUUGAUUUCAUCUUGGUUCCUUAAAGGUUUGAAGCAUUAAAUGUGAAGAUGAAAAUACAGUGCAGCUUAGCUGAGAUCUGUGGUUCAAUUAUAACCUUUUAAAGACAACUAAAGUAAUAAUUUAAAAUUUGACUAAUAUAAAAGCAAGUAUGUGCAUAUGACUUUCAGUGUGAGUAGUCCUGACUUCCCUGCUACCCUCUUUUUGGUGCUCUUAACCAGCUUAGGGGACUCAGUGAGAGUUCAGGGAUGGGCCUCGGAAUACUCUGCCGAAGAUGGAAUGGGCCAACCUCCUUGUUUGUGCUUCUAAGUCUAGGAAGAGCAAAUGGAGAGAAGAGCAAAUAGGUUUGAAUUGUCUACCUGCUUGUAGCAAAAGCAAAAUCCCACAGACUAAUUGCCUGUUCUCUUUACCUGUUCUUCACGAAAAAUAGGCCCCUUUUGGAGAACACUGAACAGCAUUUAUCUAAUACUUGGGAACUAUUCACUUGACGGUGACCAGUAAAAGAAAAUCCUAAACAGGGUCAUGAGGUAACUUAAGACCAGUUCUACUCUCCCAACAGUCACAUAAUCUUACUACCUUAGAUUUAGCUUAAGUCACUAUUGGACACGUUUACCAAAGUGCCACAAAGCCACAUUUGAAAGCUUGUAAGGAUGUGAGUGCUUAUAGACUGUGGCAUGAGAGCUUGUGUAAAUCUGGAUGCACUGUCUUUGCAGCCUUGUAAACUAGAGGUGACCCAUAAAGUCGAUUUGGAGGAGAUUGAAAAUAUUUCUAUCAAUCAGAAGAAAGCAGGUUAAACAACUUGGCCUGCUUAUAAUCCAAGAAGAUUCAACUUUGUUUGUAAUCACAUGUUUAAAAUUUCUCUAUCCUUCCCAAAAGAAACCAGCACAAAACGACAUAAACAAAAAGUUAUAUUGUCUUUGACAACAUGCUAUAUUACUUCUUCUGUUUUGAUGCCUCAUGUAAAUAAUUCAUUUGAAUUAUCUUUUUCUUGAACUAAGUAAUAAUUUGUUCUACCUGAUGUAUUUCUGAGUUCAAUUUUAAAAAUCGGUAUUUUUUAAAAAUAUAAGCCUUAGCUAAUGAGUUCAUACAAAGGUGAAACUUAUUUGUUCCAGUGUCACUGCUCACCUGUAGAAAACUGACAUUGGAGACAUAAGUAUCUCCCUUUUAAAAUAAAUCUUGUUAACUGAGGGCAUGGGAAAAGUCUCCACUGAUUUAUCCAGAAACAUUUUAUUAGAGAUUGUGUAGUAGUGGAUCCCUACCACAGCUUUUAAAGUGUGAACCUUGGACUAAACAAAAGGGCAUGUAUUUUUCUAGUUUUGCAGCUGAUCGAAGGAAGGCAGUGUAGUGUAAUGUGAGUAGGGUAGAAAGGGCUAGUUCGUUCUGUCCCAACAAGAAUGUAGAGUAUAAUAGCACUUUUUUAGUGUUUCAUUUUUGUUAGGCUGUGGCACUUUUGUCCAGUUCCUCUGUCCCUUAAGUAAAUUAGAUAAGACCAAAUUAAACCUGGAAACUGACUUCUGAAAUACUGACUCUUUAUACUUGUAAAAGCUAACUUGAGAUGUAUAAAUCCCCUCAUAAGGGAAAAAUUACAAGAAGCUAUAAGGUAUCCAGAUUCUGAUGAGCUUUAAAAAUCGUAAAAUUAUUAAAUGUCUUUGUAUUUAAGCCAAAAAUGUUUGUGUACACCAAUGUAGAAUCCUGUUUGUUUCAUGUUCUGUAGUAGAAACUUUUUCGUUGAUGGCUCACUCUGUAUAGCCUCAUGUGCCUUAAAAGUAGUGAACCCUGUACUUUUUGUCAAUUAUCAGAUUUUUCCAAACUCAAAAAUAAUCGAAAUGUUGUAAUUUGUUUUAUAUAAAUGCCCAUAGUAUUGGAGAUCAGUAAGCAAAGUUGUUAAGUUGAACCAAUCAGUAAUAACAGGACUAAAACAAAACAAAAAUGUUCAAACCUUAAAUUUCAUUUGUAUAACUCUUAUUUUUGGCUUAGCUAGAUCAUUGAAGAACCUUAAAAGUUAUCUAAAAUGUUGCUUAAUGAUUUUUUUAAAAACUUUUACUUUUCCUGAAAGAGAUCCUAGCUACCAAGGUGAUUUGUUUUAAACCCAGCUAACUUUUAGUGACCUGGGAAGAUCAUUUUCAAGGUAUAGGCAUAAGUACUUUGAGAAUAGAGAUUAUAUAGCAAGUCGAUUUCUCUGAUUAACUUUAGGGAAUCUUUGAAUUCACUUGUGUAAUAGCUGAAACACUCCUCGCCCCUUUGCUUUUAUUGAAUUACCUUUUAGCACUUUUAUCUUCAAGAAGGAUGCUUGUUUAGAAUUGAUGGAAAGUAAGCUAUAGUUUGGGAUAGUUGGUAGGAAAAUUCCCAGCUGCAUUCAAAUAAUAGUUUUGAUGUUGAGUGCCAUGACAUUCAACACGUUUAAACUAGUCGAUUUAAUCCUGAAGAGGACUGUUAGGAAAUAAGUAUUUGUAUACACAUGUAUGAGGGUGCUUCAUAAAGUUUGUGGAAAAUGGAAUUGAAAGUGUGAGUUUAUUUUGGCACAAAAACUUUUGAAAUCUGGCAUAAUUUUUUCAUGGUAUACAUUAUAUAGCAGCACCAAAUAAAUUUAUACAUUUAAUUCCAUUUUUUCCAUGAACCUUUUGAAGUACCAUCAUACUGUGGGAACUUUGGAUUAGUUUUUAAGUCUGAUAAAGUAAGAUAAAUAUUAUCUUAAAAAUUAAAUUAUGCUAAGUGGGUGAGAACUAGCUGAGAGAGAUUUUGAACUAGGCUCUAUCAGUAUAGUAUGUGAAACAUAACUCCUUAGAAUGCUUAUUUCUUUGGAAAGUAAUUAGCUUAUUCCAAAAGGCUUAGAAGGAAUUCUGAACAUUCCUCUAAGUAACUGGCUGUUAGGAGUAAGGAAAUUUCAUGGUAGAGCUGAAGCUCUAAGUUGAUGCACUAACAUUUAGUUUUUCUAUUUUCUUCUAUAAUAAAAUUAUUUUCAGUUUCCCCCUCCAAUCAUUUUUAAAUUAAGAUGAUUAAUCUUUUAGCCUAGAUCCUAUAGGUGACAAAUUUUAAUUUGACAUUCAUACUGAACUGAGAAAACCUGAUUUGGUCCUCUCUGAAUUCAGUAUUUAGUGCUUUCUGUAUUGUCAAAUUUUUGUUGAAUCUUUGUGGUCACUGGAACCUGUGGAAAUCUAUGUUCUUUGUUUGUGGAGUGAAAAAAGGGAGAAUUGUUCUAAUUAUGCAUAUACAUUUUAACUAUGUAAAGGUAGUUAUAGAAUUAAUAUGUACAAAUGACAAGUUAACACUUACUGUUCUGAAUUGUUCUAAGAACAGUGGCCUGAAUCCAUGACUUGUUUUGUGGUACAGCUCGCUCUUUAACAGUAGCUGACCUAUUGGAUUUCAAAUGAGACUUUGGAAUUAGGUUAUCUAGGUGAGGCUUUUAGAAAUGGAGCGGAUGAUGUCUGUUCCUGUGUAGCAGAUCAGUUUAAUUUCCUAUUUGAGCACCCUGAUUUAGAUAAGUAUCAUCCAUUCUAAAUCUUUGUGUUGGGAAUUUAAUAAGAUUGCUGUCAAAAGCUAUUAACAAUUAACACAAGUAUACGUGAAGCAUUUCACAGAUGGUUAAAAAUUUCAAAUUGUUUGUGGAAUAUUUUUUGUUUUGUUUUUUAGUUUCAAAGAUUAGUCAUGUAGCAUCAAUACCAUAACCAAAGCAAGUAGGAAGUUGACUAGUUUGGAGAAUCUUCAAGUAGUCUUAAAUCUGUAACGUAGCAGAUAGUUAACCAGGAUUUUUUUCCUGUAUUCCUGCUAAAUGUAUUACUAUAUUAAUGCACUUUUGUACAUAAAACUUUCUUCUGUACAUUCUGUACUUAACUACAGUGUAUAUAAAGCCUGAUUUUCCUGAAGCUGUGAGGGCGUAACAGUAGCUAUAACACACAAGUCAUUUCUAUUUUGAGUUUCUCCUUGUACUUGAAAGUAGUUCAGUAGUUAGAUCUAAAUGAGUGUGUAUGGUUGUAAUUAAAACUAUCAAUGUGGCAGAACUGUCUUUUGAAACUGAAUAGCAGAAUGGGAAAUGUCAUUUUGGUUAUUAGGAACUCUGGUAAUAGUACCAUUCUUUUUGGUUCUUUUGAUGUGUCUUCAGUUUUUACAAACCCUGCUGCUGUGUCCUACUUUAUAUUUUGCAUUUGUAUUUCACAUCAGCUCCUUUUCGUGCUCCAUCCCAGAACAUUUCCCAACAGAGAGGAGUUUCUUUUUGCUCACGGUUUGGGUCCAGGACUCUAAACUUUUGAUUGGUGAAAACCCUAAUUUGCCAAGUAUCAUUAGCAAAAUAUUUUUUUUUCCAGAGAGUUCAAACUUCUAGAGAGAUUAGCAUUCAUAGUAAGUGAAAAUUAGAUCUGAUUUUUUUCUGGCCAAAGGUAAGAUUUAUCUUUCCUUUUUAUCUAAAAAAAAAUUUUAAGUUAAAAUAUUAUAAAGGAAAUGUGGGCAGUUUUAGGAGACAUACUGGAGCGAUUCAGCCUUUUUAGCAUCAACUCUCUCUCUUGCCACUAGAGGGAGAUCUGGUUGCUCUCUCCUUUGGGAAAUGUCUUGGCUGCUUUUUUUUUGGCAUAGACCUUAUUCUUAAAAUUUGUUUUGUGAGUAAAAUGCUUUCAUUUAUUAAUUAGAGGUAAGUUAAGUCAGCUUGUUUAAUGCAGCCAAACAUUCAUGCUUUUCUGUAAUUUUCAAUUUUUAAUAAAUGUUAGAUAUUAAGUAAAA
Oryctolagus cuniculus (rabbit) is the source of this 7667-nucleotide messenger RNA. It is a transcript of the gene FAM199X, whose product is annotated as family with sequence similarity 199, X-linked. Lineage: Eukaryota; Metazoa; Chordata; Mammalia; Lagomorpha; Leporidae. The record is from RefSeq and is a predicted model, not a curated record.